AUAAACAGGUGCUCUUACAUUAAGAGUGAAUCACAAACAUCAGGAGAGAUUUAAAAUGCGGAUUGUUAUAAGGGUCGGUGUUUUAGUUUUCUGUCUCACAGUCUACUCUCUAAUGUAUUUAUCAUUUUUUAGACAUCAAGAGGGGUCUAAUGAUAAGAUACAAAGGCCAGAAGAUCUCGAAGUCCUUACAAGACUGAAGAGAAUCGAAAAUCAAGUUUAUAAAAUAGUGGAAUCCAUAGAGGUUAAAAAUGAUCAAGUGAAAGAAUCUCAUGUGGAGCAGAAAACAACAAUGAAAGUUAAGAAGUUGUAUCCACAAUCACAACUCUUCAGUUCGUGGGGAAAUGAACUUUCAGAGGAAGAACAGACACAAGCAGAAAAGCUCUUUCAGAAAUAUGGAUACAAUGUGUUCUUAAGUAACAGAUUACCAUUCAACCGAACAAUCCCUGACACUCGAGAUCACAGGUGUGCUGAGAAGAUCUACCCUAAGGACUUGCCUACCAUCAGUGUGGUUUUGAUUUAUUUAAAUGAGGCUCUGUCAAUCAUACAGAGGGCUGUCUGCAGCAUCAUUGACAGAACGCCGCCUCAUCUACUAAAGGACAUCAUCUUGGUCGAUGACUACAGUUCUAAUGUUGAUCUGCAGUUGGCUCUGGAUGAAUAUAUUGAUCAAAUUAAUAAAGAUAAGCCUGGUUUACUUAAGAAGGUGAGACACACAAGGCAGAUGGGUCUUGCGAAGGCGAGAAUCUCAGGCUGGGAGGCGGCAACAGGCCAAGUGGUAGCCAUUUUGGAUGCCCACAUUGAGGUUCAUGAGCAAUGGGCAGAGCCGCUCCUUGCAAGAAUCAAAGCAAACAGGACAACAGUGUUGUCGCCAGUGUUCGAUAAGGUAAGCUUUGACACCCUGGAUGUUGUUCACUAUCAGCCAUCGGCUCAUGCGUUUGACUGGGCACUUUGGUGCAUGUAUGAAACCUUCCGGCCAGAAUGGUUCAACCUUCAUGACCCAUCAGAACCUGGAAAGAGUCCCUCUGUAAUGGGUAUCCUUGUAGCAGAUCGUCAAUUCUUGGGAGAAAUUGGUGUUUUGGAUGAAGGAAUGGAGAUUUAUGGGGGAGAGAAUGUUGAACUAGGAAUACGUGUCUGGCUUUGUGGUGGGAGUAUUGAAGUGGUGCCGUGUUCCAAGAUAGCACACUUAGAAAGAGCACAUAAGCCUUAUUCACGAGAUCUCAGACCGCACAUGAUUCGAAAUUCCCUAAGAGUGGCUGAAAUAUGGAUGGAUGAAUAUAAAUCAAAUGUGAAUAUUGCCUGGAAUCUACCAUUGAAGGAUCAUGGGAUUGACAUUGGAGAUGUGACGGAGAGAAAAAAGUUACGAGAGAAACUGAAAUGUAAACCCUUUAAAUGGUACCUGGAAAAUGUUUAUCCACAGCUGGACACCUGGGAGAACGUAGUGGGUUAUGGUGCGUUAAAGAACGACUUAAAAGAAGACCUCUGCAUUGAUCAAGGACCUGUACCUGGAAGUGUACCAAUUCUUUAUAGCUGUCACUAUCAUAGUACUCAGCAUUGUCACUACAGACUUAGUGGAGAAAUUUAUGUUGGAGGCAUCAAAUCUCAAAUUUACAAUUCUAACCGGUGUCUAUUGGAUUCUGGCUCUGGAAACACACCAACAUUACUUGACUGUAAAAAAGCCAAAGAGAAAGGACUUCACAUAGAGUGGAGCUUUAUUCAGGGCCAAGAAAUAAGAAAUAAAAAUACAAGCCGAUGUCUUGAGAUUGCACAAGGAGAGGAUUCACUCUACCAUCUUGUUAUCCAAAACUGCACAGGUCAAAAUUGGAAAAUACAAUAUGUUGCCAAGGAAUUUUAAUGAACAAAAUUUGAAACAUACGGUGUCAGAAGAAAUGGUCAAACAUUCCCAAGCUGUCACCCUUUAUAAAGGUUCUAAAAUGAACCAUUUAUAGACAUCUGGUACCAAUAUGCAGUAAUAUAAGCUCUUUAGGUGUAAAGGUGCACUUUUUUAAAAGGGUACUGUCUCAGUGACAGCUAUAGGGACCAUUUUUUAACCAUUUUCUCUUACUGUGUAGGGGCCAAGUGAGAAUUAUUUUUUACUUUUAUUCAUUUAACCUUUGUGUAUUUCUACUCUGUUUUAUGUUGAACAAUACACUGGUGGUUUGCUUAACCAUUACAUUAUAUUUGUUAUAUUUAUCCCUUCAUAUUUCAACUAUUGCUUUAUGGAUCUUAAAAGUACAGAGUUUUUAUAAAUUAUUAUUUUGUAUAGAUUUGAUUGUGUUCAUUUGUUUGUCCUUUAAUACAUUUGUUUAAUUCAUAGUGGUUUAUCACACUGUUACAUGACUUGACUUUAUUAGCUAUGAUUAAUAUCAGACCAUUUUUGUUUAUGUCUCUUAUAAUAAAUAACAGAUACUUUCAAUUAACUCUUUAUCAAACGGUGUAUUGGUAUUGAAUGUUUCUGUUGGGGGUGCCCUGUCAACUCAAACCAUUAAUAAACCCUUAUGCAGCAUGCAUGGUGAUUUUUCUUUUGUACAUAUACAAAGCUCCAAGAUCUAAAAUAAUUUUAAUACCUUUCUUACUGCUGUUU
Paramisgurnus dabryanus is the source of this 2578-nucleotide messenger RNA. Its product is annotated as probable polypeptide N-acetylgalactosaminyltransferase 8. Gene Ontology annotation, molecular function: polypeptide N-acetylgalactosaminyltransferase activity. Lineage: Eukaryota; Metazoa; Chordata; Actinopteri; Cypriniformes; Cobitidae. The record is from RefSeq and is a predicted model, not a curated record. Gene Ontology annotation, biological process: protein O-linked glycosylation. Gene Ontology annotation, cellular component: Golgi apparatus.